Colias croceus (clouded yellow) is the source of this 472-nucleotide messenger RNA. RefSeq names its product cytochrome c oxidase subunit 6C-like. The transcript has 3 exons. The coding region runs from base 159 to 395 and encodes 78 amino acids. The record is from RefSeq and is a predicted model, not a curated record. NCBI's taxonomy places the organism in Eukaryota, Metazoa, Arthropoda, Insecta, Lepidoptera, Pieridae.
AAUAGCCAAUAGCGAACGGUUUCUGUGCUGCAGCUAAUGUCACACGAAUCACGAAACGAUCGCUCAUAGAAAACAGUUUAUCUACUUGCUAAAAGUAUUGUGCAAGUAUUAAAAUCUUUGGUUGUGUUGCGGAUACCAAUUCCAUAUUAUUAAAAAACAUGGCUGGUGAAAGCGCAGUGUCCACUGUAGCGAAGCCCCAGAUGCGAGGGCUCCUCAACACAGCCAUCAAGCGUAACCUGACCAUCGCUUUGGUCCUUUCUGGCGUGAGCGCGUUUGCCUUCAAGCAAAUCGUCGGAAAUGAGCGCAAGAGGAAGUAUGCUGAAUUCUACAGGACAUAUGAUGCCGAGAAAGAGUUCGAAGAGAUGCGCGCCAAGGGCCUGUUCCAAUCCUGCUAAAUUAUAGCUUACUUUAGUGUAGACACCAUUUCUUUUGCUGUAAAUUAUGUUAUUUAAAAAUAAAAAAUAAUCAUUAA